AUGCUGCCGUCGUCUCUGCUCAUCGUCUUCAUUGAUUGCAUUGAGCACCCCCGCGUCGUGACACUCAGCAUCGUCGCUUGGGACGCUCUCGCGAUGAAUGUGUAUCUUAGCAUGCUCUUGACCGUGACUCUAUGGAUACCACGUUCGAUGGGAAACGAGGAAGGCGGAGCAUGGCCCGACGAGGGUUUCUUGCUCGAGACCGUAGAGGUGCAGGAUCUUGAAAAUGUCGGCGCCUUUGAGAGAUACGAUCGACCAGGGAGAGACCCGCCCGACUUUGCGGCUGCGACUUCUAAAAGUUGGUUUGCCCAUGAUGGGUCGAUGUACAGUCGCGUAGACCUUCAUUUGCCCGUCAUAUUCCGACACGUCGGAGCCCUCAAGAGGCGCACGGAAUUACCGUUGAAAGUCGACCCCCAUGCGUUGUGCGCGAUCUCGCCGUCGCUGUAUUGCCGACGGGUACCGCCGAAGCCGAGCCCGCAGACGACCGCUCUUCUCGCCAACCUCGUCACGGCCGACUUCGACCUCCAUGGCGCGACAGAAGCUGCCAUCAUGGUGAAGCAGGGCGCAUAUAACGGCCGCGUGCCUCGCGGGAGUCAUCAGCUCGCCCAGGAAAUCACCCGGAUGUUCGAGGCGUACAUCGGCGUGCACUGCAAUAUGUUCGGGUUGGGGCGCUCGCAGACGUUGGUCAAGGACAUCUACCACCUCCCGAUGGUCGCCGCCUGCGAAGCGGUCAAAGUUUGGGAAGCGACCACCAGCGUUAGCCUGCGCGGUGGUUUUAAUUUCGGCGCAGGGUCAGAACAUGUACCUCAACCUGACGCAACGCGAGCUGCGUUGUCUGCACUAUAUACGACGACGCUUCCCGACGGCUGCCCCGAACUCGCGCAGGAGUUCGCCAGCACACCGGGGGCCCAUCGCCCGGGUAGGAUGGCGCUUGGCAUGGAUGCGCUUCACGCCAUGACUGUUCUCGCCAUCACCAGCUUCUGGGAGGAUAUAGCUCCUCCUCAGCUCUGGCGUAUCGUCUCCGUCAUUCUCAGUCAAGAGUUCCUCCACCACAUCCCGCACCGCCUUAAUUCGCAGCUCGUUCGUUGGCCCAACAAGAAUGACCAUCUCCAAGUGUUCUUCUGGUUUGGAUGCCAGGCGUUAGCAGGGCACGAGCAGGCGAUGCAGAGCUUCGUCUAUGAGCUCAUCCGGCCUGCGAUUCUGGCGCUGAGAGCGUUCUACUUCCCGCUGUAUCUUCCGAAUGCUCGCAUCCCCUUUGACUGGUCCAAUCGGAUCAUCUUCGUGACGGCUGACUGGCUUCCAGCUAUGCGGUACAUGCUUCUCCGCUAUGUCGAGGGGCGCUCCCUCGGCCUCUACGCCGGGCUCAUGCCCGAUUUGCGUGUCAAGACCGUUGUAGAGGAUGCUCAGCGACUCUUGGGAACAGAGACGCAGUAUAUCACAUACGACGACACGAUGGGGCAGAUCGCUGGCGAGUGGCCAGUGAAUCGCUGGAUUUGCAACCAUACCACUAGGCCAAACACCGCCAAUAUCGAGGCUGUGAUCGAGCAAUUCCUUUGCCUCAACUUCCCGCGCAAUCUGCAGUCAACGAUCCUUCGGUUCGGCACUGUCAAAGGCGAGCUUGAUGGCUCUGUUAUCAUGUGCAUUCGCGACGACUGCGUUUAUUCCAUCUUUGAAGGCAACAUGAUGGCUGAGAGUCGUAUUAGGAUAAUCGAGGCCUGCCCCGAAUAUUUGACGGUUACCGGCAAGCAUAGGGAGCGCGGCUCGCAGUCUCUCCCGCUUCGCGAACGACUCUCAUCACAUUCAAGCCGUGAGCUCGUCUCCCAGGGUGCAGAUAGUAUGGCGCCGAGAUUGAAGUUGAAGUCCACGUCUGCGACGUCGACCAGGCAAUCAUACCGCAUCAUAUCGAUGCCCGGCACGUCUACUGGGCCACCUACCCACCCCAACCCUCUGCUACAGCCUACAAAGACAGCCAGCACAUUAAAGCCUUCCACCCGCUCCCGCAAGGGCAAAGGAACACCGCGCAUCCUGAAGAACACCCCUCCCCUCGUCCCCGGCGAGAGCGCCAAAUACCGCCUCGAACAAGCGCGUUUUCAGAUGUGGUCCUCGCAUCCCUUCGUCGCCGCCUUCUGUGGCUUCGCCGCGCGAUGCGCCGCCUGCCGCGAGCGCAUCAAAGGGGACUCUCGAUCUAGGCAAUGGAGCAACACGAACAUACUGCGGCACUUCGGUAGUUGUAAGGCGCGCAAGGCGAUUGAGGCGGUGGAGAUGGCGUAUCCGCCGCCGAUGGAGGUCGAAGCGCCUUUGGAGGUGAAUGAUGAGGGCGUGAGGUAUGAGGUUUACCCUGGUGGGGCGCCGCCGCCUGGGACAUCGCUUGGGCAGAAGGGGAAGAGGAAGCGGGAAGGGCCGCCGGAGGUGGAGGUGGAAGAACUCGACCUUCGUCAGCCUACGAAGCAGAUGACUUCGAACAAGCGCCGACUAAUUUCGACCGCUGAAGCAAGUCCGUUGCGCGUGCCCCCUCGCAAGGUCGUACCUCUGCGCAAGACUGCACCUUCUCGCAAGACUGCGCCCCCUCGCAGUCCAAUCCCCGGCCGACUGGGACAGUUUGAGUCGGAGGAUGGCUUCGACGAACGCUACUCGUAUAGCGUGCCGAUCACUAUCCAACAAAGACUUUCCAAAGAGCGCUCGACGGCCGGUCCGUCGAGUGCGGACGAUCUGCCUUCGUCUUGA
Messenger RNA from Schizophyllum commune H4-8, 2721 nucleotides. RefSeq lists its product as uncharacterized. The coding region runs from base 1 to 2721 and encodes 906 amino acids. The transcript is spliced from 21 exons. The record is from RefSeq and is a predicted model, not a curated record. NCBI's taxonomy places the organism in Eukaryota, Fungi, Basidiomycota, Agaricomycetes, Agaricales, Schizophyllaceae.